Leptopilina heterotoma is the source of this 1527-nucleotide messenger RNA. RefSeq lists its product as uncharacterized. The record is from RefSeq and is a predicted model, not a curated record. Bases 1 to 1527 code for a protein of 508 amino acids. NCBI's taxonomy places the organism in Eukaryota, Metazoa, Arthropoda, Insecta, Hymenoptera, Figitidae. The transcript has a single exon.
AUGUUUCUCAUUUGGAUAUUUAUAAUAAUUGAAGGGGUUCAAGGAAACGUCGUAACCAGGUCGUUAAAAGGCACCACCAUCUAUGCCGAAAAUCUUGGAGUCACGAAAAUGUAUCACCAGACUUGGAGACUUAUAUUGGGGAUAGACGUCUCUGGUAUCAACGACCAUUUUCAACAAAUUCAAGAAAACUACGAAAGGAGUUUCAAAAUGUGUAACCGUUGCUCAGAAGAACUAACAUCGAAAGCAUUGAAUAAUAGGAUUGUUAGGUUAGAAGAGAGUAAAUCGGUUCUGAACCAAAUGCUUAGAGUUGGACGUAGAAAGAGAGGAUUCUUAAACAUCGUUGGUACCCUGUAUAAAACUCUUUUUGGCACUUUAGACGAAACCGACUUAACUUUGAUAAACCAUGAAUUUGAUUCCAUAUAUUCUGAUAACAAAAUUCUUGCUGACACACUUGGGAAUGAAACAAGGAUGAUAAAAUCUUGGCUAAGUUCAACAUCUCAUGAUUUACAACUAAUGAAAGAUCACUCCAUUAGUUCUGUCAGCGAAUUAAAUAAUAUUCUCAAUGCUACUAAUGCUAAUCAGCAAAACCUCCUUAUCUCCAAUAUUAUUACUUUGUGCAGUAUGGCUAUAAGUGAAUUGAGUGAAGAACUCAAUCUUAUUAUCGAUGCCAUAAACGACGGUAAACAUGGAAUUGUCCACCCCCAAAUAUUGACGCCUUCCAUACUCAUACGGGAACUGAAACAGUUCGAAGAUUCUUCCAAUACUAAAUAUCCCAUUCGUCUCAUUACGCAAAAUUAUCAACACAUCAUCGACAUCUCCGAGGUCUUAAUUGUCAUUACAAACAAAAGGCUUGUAUAUGUGUUACGAAUACCAAUCUUAGAAUAUGAAGAUUUGCAAACACUUCACUUAAUCCCCAUUCCUAUCCAACAUGCAAAUGGAUUCAUAGCUCCAAUUCCUACCCAUAAAAUUAUUUUAGUAAACACUGAAAAAAGCUUCUACAUCCCUAGCGACAUGUUUGCGCUACGACAAUGUAAAGAAACCGACGAUCUGAGAGUUUGUAAACGCGUUCAACCUUCUUAUUUAAUCAGCGAAGUACAAAGUUGCGAAACUAAUAUUCUUAAAAAUCAGAAUAAAGUUAUCAACGACCACAUGUGUCAAUUCUCUGCUUUUCAGAUUAUUGAAGUAGUAUAUAUACCAUUGAAAGAUCCUAACCAAUUUAUUAUCAUUCCACAAAAAGAAUUAGAAUUAAGCGCAUUAUGUAAUUCACAAUCUCAAACAAUUGUAAUAACAGAACCUUCUUUAGUUUAUAGUAAAACUGAUUGUAUUCUACAAACUCCAAAAUCUAUAUUAAAAAUGCAUCAAUCCAUGGAACGACGAACUGAUAUUAUAUAUAAGAAAAACAUGUCGUACACUAUUGAUCAGUCAGACUUUGAAUUGUUAACUUCACAAUUACCCGCUGUACAAGACUCACUUCACCACGAAAACUUAAAAUUUCUACGACAAAUUUUUUUGUACGACAAAACUUAG